Messenger RNA from Toxoplasma gondii ME49, 698 nucleotides. Its product is annotated as cyclic nucleotide-binding domain-containing protein. The record is from RefSeq and is a predicted model, not a curated record. The transcript is spliced from 3 exons. The coding region runs from base 240 to 698 and encodes 152 amino acids. Lineage: Eukaryota; Apicomplexa; Conoidasida; Eucoccidiorida; Sarcocystidae.
AGCCUUGCGGGAGGCUGCAUCGAAGGUACGAACUCUUAGCAUUUUCAGAGGCAUGUGCUGCACGAGAGAAACUACAGGAUCACCUGCGGAGGCGUCGAAUGCGGAUCGAUGAUUAGGUCACAGUCGUCUGCUGUAACUCAAGUGACUGAUUCUGACUUCCAUUUGUUAGCUGUCACAUAGUCGGGCGUUCCCUCAAGAGCAAAAGGGCUGACUAUCAGUGGUCGUAAAGCAAAAGUCAGAUGAUGUGGAAAGUCCAGUUGCUGUGUACUCGCUGUCACGUUAGGCGUUGCCCCUUCACUCUGUCCUCUUGUAUGCAGGACCCCAAGGAUAGAACAGCAGAUGAUAUCGAUGGUAUGUUUCAAGUGAUCAGCAACGUUAACCUCUUUUCGAAGCUCGAUGAAGCAACGCAGAAAUCCCUAUGUAGGAGUCUCACCUACGAGGCCUAUGCUGCCAAACAGGUAGUUUUCCGAUAUGGCGACUGGGGAGACAAGUACUACAUUAUCCUCAGCGGCAGAGUGUCCGUCCAGGCGCCUUUAACGCCGACCAGUGAAACAUUCCAACAGGUUGCCAUUCUUGAAUCUGGAGGCGGUUUUGGGGAAAUGGCACUAAUGGAGAACAAGCCUCGGGCGGCGACUGUUGUAUGUCUGGAGACAACAGGAACACUCGCGUCCAUUUCCUGCAGAGCCUACCGUUCCUGA